AUGAUGGACGUCGAUAGUAACGGUGUCGACGAUCGGGCUCGACGAGCUACCAGCGUACUUUCUAUGGACGACAUUGAGGCCGCGCAGGCGCUUGAGGGUCUUCGUUCAGAUUUCGCAUACACUCCUCCUCAUCCCACUGCCCUAUCGCAGUCGCACUCUCGACAGAAUUCGAUCCCCGCUACCCAAAGUGAACAAUCUCAGGCCGAACCGUUGAUAUCACUUCUGACUUCUACACAUCCUUUGAUCUCGUCCGCUAUCAAUAGUUCCAUGUCCGCAUAUACUUCUUCGAAAUCAUACUCGUCACGGUUCAAGUACGGUGCAGAGUUUCUCGAGCGCAAUAUCGGGUCACCCGUGGCGAACACAGUCGGCAGCGUUAGCCGCAAAACCGGUGUAGAGGGAGGUCUUCGAUGGGCGCUUCAGCGUCGGGAUACGAACGAGUCAACUGAUCGAAGCAAGCGACGAAAGACAAACCCGAAUUCGACUGAGGUAGACGAAAAUACAGAUAUCGAAAAAGCUUUGCCCCCACUAAGCGAGAUGCACCGCAAUCGAUCAAUGUCGGAGACGUCUUAUUCGGAGACUUUACCGCCGUAUGAUGAUCAGAAAUCUCCCAAUUACGAAGAGGUCCAGCAACAUAGCCGCCCGUCCAACACUUCAGAGCAGAACAAGACAUGGCAAAAACGUCUUAUGAUUUCAACAUCCGGCCUCGGUGUAGCAAUGAGCGAAGAGUCCCUGCGACGCUUGACAUAUUGCCUAAAGUGGCUCAAAUGGGCAAAUGGCCGACUCAAUUCGGCUGUACUAGCUUUGAAGAGCAUGCUUGAGAAAUGGGAAGAAGAGAAGCUGAAGAAUUCGACGGACGAAAACUCUUCGCAAAAUCGUGCGUUGCUACUACAGCAUAUGCAGGCAGUCAAAGAAGAUGUGCUGCGCACACUCAAGCAAGUCGUGAAUAUUGUGUCUAAGUACACUGGAGGAGCGCUACCGGAAAACGCGGGAACCCUAGUCCGCAGCCAUCUCGUUUCGUUGCCUCAACGAUUCAAGAUUGCAUCUACAUCCAACUCAUCCCCAGACUCUGCUGGGUCAGGCUCUGAAGAAGCGUCUAGUGCACAUCGUGUUCUUGUGCUGGCCCAGGAGGGCCUUGAGAUGAUGUCGCAGGUCCACCGCGUCGUCGAUGAGACUUUGAUCAGUGCACAGACAUGGUGUGAACGACUUGGUCGUAAGCUUCCAGAUCUCAAAGACGACGAGUCGCACGAGAACCCGCCAGAAGACAGAUCGAAUGGUGCGCAUCAAUACGGCCAAGCAGCAGUUUUGGCUGAUUUUAAGCAGCCAAUCGUCAAUACUUCGAAUGUCGACGUCGAAAUGACCGGCACCGAUGCCGUUUGA
Talaromyces amestolkiae is the source of this 1377-nucleotide messenger RNA. RefSeq lists its product as uncharacterized. Gene Ontology annotation, cellular component: endoplasmic reticulum; nucleus. The record is from RefSeq and is a predicted model, not a curated record. NCBI's taxonomy places the organism in Eukaryota, Fungi, Ascomycota, Eurotiomycetes, Eurotiales, Trichocomaceae. Bases 1 to 1377 code for a protein of 458 amino acids. Gene Ontology annotation, biological process: endoplasmic reticulum unfolded protein response; phospholipid biosynthetic process; regulation of transcription by RNA polymerase II. Gene Ontology annotation, molecular function: transcription corepressor activity. The transcript is spliced from 2 exons.